Molecule: messenger RNA, 3583 nt
Organism: Haliotis rufescens (red abalone)
Lineage: Eukaryota; Metazoa; Mollusca; Gastropoda; Lepetellida; Haliotidae
Product: copine-3-like
Exons: 15
Coding region: 170-1840 (556 amino acids)
Biological process (GO): cellular response to calcium ion
Cellular component (GO): plasma membrane
Molecular function (GO): calcium-dependent phospholipid binding
Source: RefSeq, a predicted model, not a curated record
GUAGAAAUCACAGUGUUUGCACUUUUGCACCAAGCGUCUGCUGUACAAUAGGUUUAGAGUUUUGUGUCGCAAUGUAACAAGUGACGUAGGAAAGUAUAUAUAAUAGCUGAAGUCACUAGCAUCACCAGUUACUCUGACGGACUAGCGGACUGACACAUAAAGUUAAAGAAUGGCACAACCACAAAUGUACCCAAAUGUUCCACGCCCCCCACCCGGAGGAGAUCAGUGUGUGUCGAAAGUGGAACUCCGGAUUGAGUGUCGUAAUCUACUGGACCUGGAUGUUAUGUCCAAGUCAGAUCCAUGUGCAGUGCUCUACAUGAGUCGACGAGGUGGCCACUGGGAUGAGAUUGGAAGAACGGAAAACAUUAAAAACUGCUUGGAUCCCAAGUUCUCUCGAUGCUUUAAAGUGAACUACUAUUUUGAAGAAGUACAGAAAUGCAGGGUAUGUGUGUACGAUCUGGACAACACAACGCCAGAAUUGUCCGACGAUGACUUCCUUGGCCAGCUGGAUUGUACUCUGGGACAGUUGGUGUCCAGCAACCCCUUCACAAAGCCCUUGAUGAUGCCUGAUGGACGACGCAAGGCCGGAAAUGGAGUCAUAAUAGUUCGAGCUGAGGAGGUGAAGGAGGGUGGCGAGAUAGCUUACCUGACAUUCAGGGGGAAAAACCUGGACAAGAAGGACUUUUUUGGCAAGUCUGAUCCAUAUUUGGAGAUUCUUCGCUCUACCCUGGACCGAAGCUGGCAAGUGGUCCACAGAACAGAGGUCAUCAAGAACACUCUCAACCCGAGCUGGCGGCCGUUCCAGGUUCCUCUGUCGACGUUGUGUGCUGGCAACAGGGCCCAGGAGAUUCGGUUUGAUGUCUACGACUGGGACAGUGACGGUAGCCACGACUACAUCGGCGGCUUCACCACCACCGUCGAUGAUAUGAUGAAAGCCAGUAACCAGGAGUAUUCCUGGCCGCUCAUCAACCCAAAGAAAAAAUCCAAAAAGAAAAACUAUACCAAUUCAGGCAUAUGUCUGCUUACUUCUGUGAAGAUUAUGAAGGAACACACAUUCUUAGAAUUCAUAUUCGGGGGCAUGCAGAUCAAUUUUACAGUGGGUAUAGAUUUCACAGCCUCCAAUGGUAACCCCAGUAACCCCACAUCACUGCACUACAUCAACCCCUACCAGCCGAACGAGUAUAUGCAGGCAACACGAGCUGUCGGCGAUGUGUGUCAGGAUUAUGACUCUGACAAGAUGUUCCCUGCCCUUGGGUUUGGAGCCAAGAUUCCACCGACAAUGGAUGUUUCUCACGAGUUCGCCAUCAACUUCAACAUGCAGAAUCCCUUCUGUCCAGGAAUUGAUGGUGUGCUGCAAGCUUACUCCAACUGUAUCCGACAAGUCCAGCUGUACGGCCCUACCAAUGUGUCGCCCAUCAUUCGACAUGUCGCUAGGUUCGCGCUUGCUGCUCAGCAAGAAGAGCGAGCUAAAGGGGCACAUGCGUAUUACAUCCUGCUGCUGCUGACCGAUGGCGUCCUGAGUGACAUGAGCGCCACCAAGCAGGCCAUCGUGGAGGCCUCCAAGCUGCCCAUGUCGUUGAUCAUCGUGGGUGUAGGUGGCGCUGAUUUCUCUAUGAUGGAGGAGCUGGAUGGGGAUGAUGGGCUACUGAGAGCUCCGAGCGGGGAGCCUGUCAAACGGGACAUCGUGCAGUUUGUGCCCUUCAGGGAAUUCAAGCAGAGUACCCCAGAAGAACUUGCUCGUCAUGUGUUAGCUGAAGUGCCCAAACAAGUCGUUGAGUACUACCGGCUUCAAGGCAUCCACCCUAUCAAACGCCAGCAGACGGACCCCUUUCCUUCCUAAAUGACUGCUUGAUUCCUUGUACCAUGGACUUGUUGUCUGUUGUCACUUCUGUGUCAUAACAGCGUCGAUGGAUAUGUGAACUUAGUCAAACAGGUGUUGGAGAUGACACUACCUCAGCUUCACAGAACAGGAUGCCCAGUUUUGGCGUUCCAUGCACACAUUGUGUUGCAUUCACAGACCAGUUGUGUUCACUGAUUAAAACUGGGAUAUCAACUCUAAUAAAGAACAGUGAAGGUGCAUUGGGAUUUGUUGCAUUCACAGACCAGUUGUGUAAGCAAUGAGGCAGGACAUGUUCCCUGAUUAAAACUCGGAUAUUAACUCUAAUAUAUAACAGUGAAGGUGCAUUGGGAUUUGUUGCAUUCACAGACCAGUUGUGUAAGCGAUGAGGCAGGACAUGUUCCCUGAUUAAAACUGGGAUAUUAACUCUAAUAUAUAACAAAAAAGGUGCAUUGGGAUUUGUUGCAUUCACAGACCAGUUGUGUAAGCGAUAAGGCAGGACAUGUUCCCUGAUUAAAACUGGGAUAUUAACUCUAAUAUAUAACAAAGAAGGUGCAUUGGGAUUUGUUGCAUUCACAGACCAGUUGUGUAAGCGAUAAGGCAGGUCAUGUUCCCUGAUUAAAACUGGGAUAUUAAUUCUAAUAUAUAACAAAGAAGGUGCAUUGGGAUUUGUUGCAUUCACAGACCAGUUGUGUAAGCGAUAAGGCAGGACAUGUUCAGUGAUUAACACUGGGAUAUUAACUUUUAUAUAUAACAGUGAAGGUUUAACCCAGUGAAUAAUGCAUAAAAUGGGCCCCAGGACUGACUUAUUGUUAAUUAGACAUGUAUAUUGCUGUCGUGAGUUCAUGAGACAUGUUGCACAUAGAGGCAGCGCACAAACAUACAAAUUAGAAGUCACCUCAACAUGCUCAAACAGCAAUUCAUGAAGAAUUAUUUUUAAAAAAUGUCUACACAUCGGUGGAACAUACCCCAUAGACCCAAGAAACACCAAAAAAAUCUUUCAACACCCAAUGUGAAUGAUACAUUGUGAGUAAAUACUCAAUGGCUACAAAAAAAUAUCUGGAGCCCUGAUAAAAAUUUAGGUAAGCCUAAAGGCAGAAAGCAUUCACCAACUGACACUUUGAUAUAAACUCAACAGUACCGUACAUGUUAAUUUAUAAAGGGGAAGGUGUGACUCAUGCUGCUACAUCUGUAAAGUUCAUCUUUCCUUAAAGUUGGAGUAACAAAAAUGAAUACUUAUCAUCACGUCAUAUUGUUAAAAAAUGUUGUACAGUUGUUUCUCAAACUGUCUGAACAAAAAACAUUUCAUAUCUUCAGAAUUUAUGAUGUUUGAUUAGAAUGUUAUUGUGUUUCAUUACGUAAGACCUUAAAUGGGUAAAUAAGGUUAUCGUUACAUUAUCAUGAUUAUAUACUCCUGUGGGUGGAGAAACAUGAUAUAUGAUUUAAGCCAGUAGCUGUGCUACCUAGUUUGUCACAGUGUUUAUAAUGGGUAAAUAAGGUUAUCGUUACAUUAUCAUGAUUAUAUACCCCCAAGGGUGGAGAAACGUGAUAUAUGAUUGAAGCCAGUAGCUGUGCUACCUAGUUUGUCACAGUGUUUAUAAUGGGUAAAUAAGGUUAUCAUUACAUUAUCAUGAUUAUAUACUCCCGUGGAUGGAGAAGGUGAAGUGAGGUGAAAGAUUAUUGCACUUAUUUUGCGACGUGCAUGCACAUGUGGGUGCGGCUGCUUUUACUAGUCCAGACUGAUGC